Messenger RNA from Cuscuta campestris, 743 nucleotides. The record is from the annotation of a GenBank genome assembly. Lineage: Eukaryota; Viridiplantae; Streptophyta; Magnoliopsida; Solanales; Convolvulaceae.
AUUCCCCACCGAGAAAUCCAAACACUUCUCUACCUCUCUCGCCGAAUCCGGACUAUAAAUAAAUACCCACACCCCCCCAACCCACUACAGAUCGAUUCUCAUGGAGAAACCCGCCGGAGCGGGGCUCUGUAGCUCGGGGCGGCGGUUCUUGAGGAACGCCGCCAGAUCGCUGAAACGCCGGCGGUGGUGGUAUGUCCGGGUCGGGCAGGAGCCGGAGAAGGAGGGCGUGCCGGCGGGCCACUUGGCGGUUUACGUGGGGGAAGCGGAGGGUGCCACGUGUAGGGCGGUGGUGCCGGUCGUCUACUUCAACCACCCUCUCUUCGCCAGUCUGUUGAAGCAGGCCGAGACCGUCUACGGGUUCGAUCAGCCCGGCGGGAUCCGGAUUCCUUGCCGGGUAUCGGAGUUUGAGAGCGUUAAAUCAAGAAUCGCCGCCGACGACGGCCGCCACCGCCGAAGCUAGAGUCGCCAGAAUUAAGUGGUCGUCAUAUACUAAUAUCAUGUGAUGGCCCAUAUAAGUAAGUAGAUGUGAUAGUUGUAACAUGUAUGAGGAAGUCUUGUCAUGGCCAAAAAAGGCCUUUUUUAUUUAUUUAAAAAAAAAUUUUUAUAUUUAUUUUUUCGUUUGAGGAAGCACUAGCGUAGAAGAAAACAAUUGAAAAUAUUAUCAAUGUUAAUUAGAAGGUGUUUAAUAGGGUUAUGAAACUUAUGUUAAUGCUUCAUCUUACAAAUAACAUCUCAACGUUAAG